AUGUCGGAGCGCAAGGUCCUGCAGAAAUACUAUCCGCCGGACUUUGAUCCUUCUGCUGUCCGGCGGGGCCGUACAGGAGGAGGCAAGCAAAAGACUGUGCGUCUGAUGGCGCCGUUCAGUAUGCGAUGCAAUACAUGUGGCGAGUACAUUUACCGUGGGAAAAAGUUUAAUGCCCGCAAGGAGACGGUGAACAACGAUGACUACUACGGUAUUCCAAUCUUCCGAUUCUACAUCAAGUGCUCACAGUGUAGCUCGGAAAUUACUUUUAAAACGGACCCGAAGAACUCGGACUACGCUGCCGAGCAUGGUGCGCAACGCAACUUUGAGCCGUGGCGUGAAAAGGACGAAGACAAAGCCCCAUCCUCUGAUUCUGAGAACGGAGACGAGGGCGAGGAGGAGGAAGAUGUCGAUCCUAUGAAGGCCCUCGAGAAGCGCAUGGAGGAAGCCCAGCGCGAAAUGGAGGUCAUGGAUGCGCUGCAGGACAUCCGCACGCGCAAUGCGCGCUUCGAGCGCGUGGAUACCAGCGCGGUUCUUGAUGCUGUUGCGCAGAACAAGCGCCCGAUUGAAGCGACGGUGGACGCAGCCGACGCGACACAUGAAGAGGACGAGGCAUUAGUGCGCAAGUACUUUCCCAAGACGCCUGCUGCUCCUGCCACCGAUGAUGCCAGCGUCGAACCAGCGGGAUCCGAGCCCACAGAGAAGGAAUCACCAGACGAACCGCCGCCCGCUGCCAGCCUGCUGAGUGAUGCCACGCGCCAGCAACUUCAGUCGAUUCCACCGACGUCUGCGCCACGUCCAUCCACCAAGCGUCGCCGAGGUCCCAAUGCUUUGGGUAUUGUGCGCAGGGCCUGA
Messenger RNA from Malassezia sympodialis ATCC 42132, 852 nucleotides. RefSeq names its product Saf4/Yju2 family protein. Lineage: Eukaryota; Fungi; Basidiomycota; Malasseziomycetes; Malasseziales; Malasseziaceae. Gene Ontology annotation, biological process: mRNA splicing, via spliceosome. The record is from RefSeq and is a predicted model, not a curated record. Gene Ontology annotation, cellular component: U2-type catalytic step 1 spliceosome.